CUAUCUUGACGGAGGUGACUACGUUGCAGCUGCUGCCAAAGCAGCCGGUGAGCUCUAUGGCUAUGGCCACACAGAUGUGCUGUUCAAGCCAACCAAAGCAGCUGAAGCGCAGUUUCGACCCACAGCCUCCGAUGCCAUGUCCUAUUUUGUUGGGCACAAGGCUGUGGAGAAUGGUUAUCUUGAGGAUGCUGGUUUUGCCAUCAAUGGUGGAAAGGGAUGGUCGAACGUGGUUUUUGAUAACCAUAAAAUCGAUGUCAGCGGCAAUGUUGCCAUUGCCAUGGGCAACUACUUCUUCACCAGCGCUGCAGAUGGAAGCAAGACCAAAGUUGAGUACACUUUCGGCUACAAGAAGAAUGCCGACGGCAAGGUGCGCAUCUUCCUCCACCACUCCUCAGUGCCAUACAGCGUGCCCGCAGCCACUCCAACUGCAGAGAUUACUGAAGAGGAAGUAAAGAGUGUGCAGGCAGCAUGGGCCAAUGCCAUCAAGAGUAUCUCCAAGACCUAUCUUGACGGAGGUGACUACGUUGCAGCUGCUGGCAAAGCAGCUGGUGAGCUCUACGGCUAUGGGCACACAAAUGUGCUGUUCAAGCCAACCAAAGCGGCUGAAGCGCAGUUUCGACCCACAGCCUCCGAUGCCAUGUCCUACUUUGUUGGGCACAAAGCGGUGAGAAGGGUCAUCUUGAGGAUGCUGGUUUUGCCAUCAACGGUGGAAAGGGAUGGUCGAACGUGGUUUUUGAUAACCACCAAAUCGAUGUCAGUGGCAAUGUUGCCAUUGCCAUGGGCAACUACUUCUUCACCAGCGCUGCAGAUGGAAGCAAGACCAAAGUUGAGUACACUUUCGGCUACAAGAAGAAUGCGGACGGCAAGGUGCGCAUCUUCCUCCACCACUCCUCAGUGCCAUUUGCGGCGGAGUCCAAAGUGCAGUCCCCAAGUUUGGUGGCAACUUUGAAGUCAAAGGUUGCUGGAGCAUAGAUUUAAGCUCUGAGAUGAAUGCUUUGGUGGUAUCUUUAGUAUUCUUUAGUGCCUUUUUUGGAGGCAGACAGGGACUUGAAACAGUUGCCUGGUCUGGUGCUUUGCGAAAGCUUUAUUGCACUUUUCCCCACGUUUGAGGUUUUCAGGUUUGUCCUUUGUACAGCUUUUGCCUCAAACAUUUUUGUCCAAUAUCAAAUUGAUUUGUCUAAUUUGAUCUAAUUUGUGCAUUUGCCGGACCUAGGACCCGGUGAGGGAGUGAAUCAUUCCCACCAGAGGAGGCGUCUUUGAAAGUUUUGGGAAGAGCCAAUGGGUCAAAGGCCUAAGCUCUUCAACCAAGCAGCUAGCACAUUGCAGCUUUGCUUGGAGACCCUUCGGAUUCUCGCAAUUGCGCGUCUC
This is a messenger RNA of Cladocopium goreaui, 1368 nucleotides long. The record is from the annotation of a GenBank genome assembly. Lineage: Eukaryota; Dinophyceae; Suessiales; Symbiodiniaceae.